Messenger RNA from Cavia porcellus (domestic guinea pig), 8274 nucleotides. RefSeq names its product prospero homeobox 1 (gene Prox1). Bases 917 to 3133 code for a protein of 738 amino acids. Gene Ontology annotation, cellular component: nucleus. The transcript is spliced from 5 exons. NCBI's taxonomy places the organism in Eukaryota, Metazoa, Chordata, Mammalia, Rodentia, Caviidae. The record is from RefSeq and is a predicted model, not a curated record. Gene Ontology annotation, biological process: regulation of transcription by RNA polymerase II. Gene Ontology annotation, molecular function: RNA polymerase II cis-regulatory region sequence-specific DNA binding; DNA-binding transcription factor activity, RNA polymerase II-specific.
AGCUCACCUGCUUGUUUUUAUUUUUCCGAGAAGGUCUGUGUUGUCUCCUUAAGCUUAUGAAAACAGACCAAGCGCUGGGGUGGCCUCCUCUCAAAGUCAAGGCUAGAAGAGUCUCGUUUUUCACACCCCCACCCCACCCCCGCUUUCUGGUACAAAAAAAAAAAAAUCAUUUCCUUUCCUAAACUAGGUAGGCAGAUGCCUAUUAGCAGAGUACGCAUGGGCAGGGCCUGACAGGUGUGUUGUGUCAAGAAAGACAGGUGUAAAUUUCCUCUGUUUGCAGGGCUCCAGACCUCAAGGCUUGCUGGAGGGCUGUAGAGGGUUAUGAAUUUAUGGUUGUCUUGGCUCCUAAGGGUUCUGGGGCUACUAGCUACUGGACUGUUGUAUUUUGAGGCCCACCAUAUGAGUUCUUUGGGAGGAGCAGGGGUGGGAGUGCUGGUGUCCAGUUGGUAUGUAUUUGUUUAUUUUUCUUAAGGAUGUUGGCAGGCUGCUGCUAAGGCUGUGUUUCAGGCUUCUGUCUGCUAGGGAGCCAAAAGAACCCCCACUUCAGGCAGCAGGUGGAAGGGAGACUGACUUUCCUUUUCGUUCCCUCCGGUUUAUGCCUGUCUCAUAGGUCUGUACUUGGCAGAGAGAGGGAGGAGAAGGGACUGGGAGACACACACACACACACACAGAGGGAGAGAGAGAGAGACAGACCUUGGGGUGUGUGUGUGUGUGUGUGUGUGUGUGUGCGUGUGUUGGACAACUAUGGUGAUGUGUAACUGCCAAAAAUACCACAGUCGGUCUGAAAGUGUUACUGGUGUGAAAGCCUGUCUUUUAAUGUGCUGGUUCCUCCCGGCCCAGAAAGAAUAGGGUCCCGGGAUUCUUGAGCUGUGCCCAGCUGACGAGCUUUUGAAGAUGGCACAAUAACCGUCCAGUGAUGCCUGACCAUGACAGCACAGCCCUCUUAAGCCGGCAAACCAAGAGGAGAAGAGUUGACAUUGGAGUGAAAAGGACGGUAGGGACAGCAUCUGCGUUUUUUGCUAAGGCAAGAGCGACGUUUUUUAGUGCCAUGAAUCCCCAAGGUUCCGAGCAGGAUGUUGAGUAUGCAGUGGUACAGCAUGCAGAUGGGGAAAAGUCAAAUGUACUCCGCAAGCUGCUGAAGAGGGCGAACUCGUAUGAAGAUGCCAUGAUGCCUUUUCCAGGAGCAACCAUAAUUUCCCAGCUGUUGAAAAAUAACAUGAACAAAAAUGGUGGCACGGAGCCCAGUUUCCAAGCCAGCGGUCUCUCCAGUACGGGCUCCGAAGUACAUCAGGAGGAUAUAUGCAGCAACUCUUCAAGAGACAGCCCCCCUGAGUGUCUUUCCCCUUUUGGCAGGCCUACUAUGAGCCAGUUUGAUAUGGAUCGCUUAUGUGACGAGCACCUGAGAGCAAAGCGUGCCCGGGUGGAGAAUAUAAUCCGGGGGAUGAGCCAUUCCCCCAGUGUGGCAUUAAGGGGCAAUGAAAAUGAAAGAGAGAUGGCCCCGCAGUCUGUGAGUCCCCGAGAAAGUUACCGAGAAAACAAACGCAAGCAAAAGCUGCCCCAGCAGCAGCAACAGAGCUUCCAGCAGCUGGUUUCAGCCCGCAAAGAACAGAAGCGAGAGGAGCGCCGACAGCUGAAACAGCAGCUGGAGGACAUGCAGAAGCAGCUGCGGCAGCUGCAGGAGAAGUUCUACCAGAUCUACGACAGCACCGAUUCUGAAAAUGAUGAAGAUGGAAACCUGUCCGAAGACAGCAUGCGCUCCGAGAUCCUGGAGGCGCGGGCCCAGGACUCGGUGGGGAGGUCAGACAGUGAGAUGUGCGAGCUGGACCCGGGACAGUUCAUCGACCGGGCGCGGGCCCUCAUCCGAGAGCAGGAGAUGGCAGAAAACAAGCCCAAGCGAGAAGGCAGCAACAAAGAGAGAGAGCACGGGCCAAACUCCUUGCAACCGGAAGGCAAGCACUUGGCUGAGACCCUGAAACAGGAGCUCAACACUGCCAUGUCACAAGUCGUAGACACUGUGGUCAAAGUCUUUUCGGCCAAGCCCUCCCGCCAGAUUCCUCAGGUCUUCCCACCUCUCCAGAUCCCCCAGGCCAGGUUUGCAGUCAAUGGGGACAACCACAAUUUCCACACUGCCAACCAGCGCCUGCAGUGCUUUGGCGACGUCAUCAUUCCAAACCCCCUGGACACCUUUGGCAACGUGCAGAUGCCCAGUUCCACAGACCAGACAGAAGCACUGCCCCUGGUGGUCCGCAAAAACUCCUCUGACCAGUCUGCCUCCGGGCCGGCCGCUGGCGGCCACCACCAGCCCCUGCACCAGUCGCCUCUCUCGGCCACUGCGGGCUUCACCACCUCCACCUUCCGCCACCCUUUCCCCCUCCCCUUGAUGGCCUACCCAUUUCAGAGUCCGUUAGGUGCUCCCUCCGGCUCCUUCUCGGGAAAGGACAGAGCCUCUCCUGAAUCCUUAGACUUAACUAGGGACACGACGAGCCUGAGGACCAAGAUGUCAUCUCACCACCUGAGCCACCACGCUUGCUCACCAGCACACCCACCCAGCGCGGCUGAAGGGCUCUCCUUGUCGCUCAUAAAGUCCGAGUGCGGGGAUCUUCAAGACAUGUCCGAAAUCUCACCCUACUCGGGAAGUGCAAUGCAGGAAGGAUUGUCACCCAAUCACUUGAAAAAAGCAAAGCUUAUGUUCUUUUAUACCCGUUACCCCAGCUCCAAUAUGCUGAAGACUUACUUCUCCGAUGUAAAGUUCAACAGAUGCAUUACCUCUCAGCUGAUCAAGUGGUUUAGCAAUUUCCGUGAGUUUUACUACAUUCAAAUGGAGAAGUACGCCCGCCAAGCCAUCAACGACGGGGUCACCAGCACAGAAGAGCUGUCCAUAACCAGAGACUGUGAGCUGUACAGGGCCCUGAACAUGCACUACAAUAAAGCAAAUGACUUUGAGCAGGUUCCAGAGAGAUUCCUGGAAGUUGCGCAGAUCACAUUACGAGAGUUUUUCAAUGCCAUUAUCGCAGGCAAAGAUGUUGAUCCUUCCUGGAAGAAGGCCAUAUACAAGGUCAUCUGCAAGCUGGAUAGUGAAGUCCCUGAGAUAUUCAAAUCCCCGAACUGCCUACAAGAGCUGCUUCAUGAGUAGAGAUUUCGACCACUCUUGAAUGUAUGAAUAGUAGCGGUCCCCUUUGGAUGUCUGACUUCCUGUAUGUGUCUGGAUUUUGAUUUCAUCUGUGUGUGUAUGGGAGGCAUGGGUAUGUUAUGAAAUCAGCUGGUUAUUCCCCCUCAUCAUCUUUCUCUCACUCCCUUGAUUGUUUUGCAUUACAAGGGGAUGGUUAUUUUCCUUCUUCCUUUAGUUUACUUUUGCCCGAGGCCCUUAACAUUUGGAGACUAAAACAGAGGGUUAAUUUUCAGGGAAAAAGAAUGCUGGAGUGUGUGAAGUAUGUUCGCAAGAAGGGCAUUUGGCAAAGAUGCCUCUGCUUGUUUGGUGGCAUAUUGCAAAUGGUGGUGGCCGAGGCCACGCCAUGACACUGCACAGCACUACAGAUGGUGGCUUGUCUCUGCUUUUCACUGUUAAGGAGGUCUAAAAAUGCAAAGGAACCACUUCAUACAUUUAAAUAUUUUGUUUGGUUUGAACUCUGUAAGUAGCUUUUUCUUUCUUUCUUAAUGAAAUAACACCAAUGACAAAUGAGGAGCUCACUUUUCAAAAAUACCCCCAAAGGCCAAAUUGCAAAGAAAAAUAAUUGCUCUCAGGCCCUUCCUUAGAGAAAUGGCAAACACCCCCCUCCCGACUAGCAGUACCAGUUUCUAAUGGAGGCAAAGCGAUUUUGUACCCUACUGACUCUUUCAAGACGGGACUUGAAACCCAUACCUGCUUUCUGGCCACCUCUCCAGACUCUGUAGUUGGUUCUUCUUCCUACUAAGUGAGCUUUUAGGUCGGUUUUCAUAGAGAAAAAGGCUGUGCUUUGCUAUCGUUUUCUAUUUAUUUUGCUUCAGCUAUUAAAAAGGCACAUACAUUUGAGGUUUACUCUGCUUCACUUUGUUGAUACGCCUACGAGAAUUGUUAUUUCUGUUCAAUUAACUUUUUUUCUGAACCCUCAUUUUCUGAAUGCCUUUCUACAAUAAGGAAUAAAGGAAUCCCCAAUGGACCAUACAAUCCUCACCUACGCUAGAAGUUGCAGCUGGUCUGUGUCCGUGUGUGAUUGCACACUACACGGAUGGGUAUUCAAAGUGGUGAUGGCUAAGUGUUUCUUCACUGUAGUUAUCACAUCUUAAAGCAGCCCAUACUAUCUCUUCUAAUUCAGAAGCUAAUAUUGACCAAAAUGUGAGACGCAUAGGAAAGUUUGGGGUUAACUCAAAAGACACAAUUUCAGCACAGCUAAGAGAGCUAGCUGCUGAACCGUGCAUUCGUCAGUGGGUCUCUUCUUUUUUCUUUCUUUUCCAGUUUUUCAAUGAUGCAGUGUCCCAUACUUGCGUUUUAAAAGUCAAGCGGCAUGCACACUUGUUUCCUUGGGUGGGGUUUUGUGUUCUAACGCAGUAAGAAUCCAAUAUUCUCUUUAAUAGUGUUUUCCAGGCCCAUCCUUCCCUUUUGAUCUACGGCUCUAAAACGACACAGUACCAAACCUGGUAUUUAAAUCACACAGAAGAUAAAUGCCAUUCCCCCUUAAUUUUCAUAAAAAAGAUGCAUUUGACUUUGGAGAACGCAGGUAGACUUGUGACUGCCGACCAGGCCGGAUCGUUGCUGUUCAACGUCAUUUAUAAAUUCUGCUGAUGGAUGGGAAUGUGGGAACACAGUCAUUGUCAGCACAAAGCCUUAAAACCUGCUGACUUUAAAUUCAGUGGUGCAGUGCUCCGGUGCCCUGAUCGCCCGGACACUAACAGGCGCUGGAAGUGUGGCCAGGUCCUGCAGUGGCCGGGGCUGGGACACUGACCCAUCUACCCUGCGUCCGGGGCCAUGCCCACCCCCCAGUGGCAUCCUCCCACCCAUGUGCACAUAUAUAUCAGCACCUAUUUAUCACCACUUCUGGUCACACUUCUGACUUGCUUAUUUGGCAUCACGUGAUUUCAUUGCUUGUGUCACUCACUGCACAAUGAGAUCUUUGCUGUUCCGUGUAAUUCACAUCAGCAGCACGUUGCUCUUUGCAAGGUAAAAGGCAAAGAAGCUGUAGCAGAUUCACCUUGGGAAACAGACUGCGAGUUAUCGCCUCUCAAUCUGUGGCAAGUGAAGUAGUGAUUCCAAGUUUAUUUGGAUUUUGAAUGUGCUUUUCCCCUGCCUUUGUAAUUUAAAUAGGCAAAUCAAACACGUGUGUGUUUGCAGGCGAACAUCUCAGCUACCGAGGAGACCCUCCAAGUUCCAAGUAGAAAUCGCAAUGUGAGGAUAAACACACCUCGGUUCUCAAAGUCUUUGCUUUUAGGUGAUCUCUCCUCCACUUAGGCAAUCAGAAUCUUGUACACCGGAGAAUGACAAAAGCCUGUCUCUCAAAACGCUUAUUGAACAGUGUUUUUUAAAAACCACCACCUUCCAAAGUUCAGGUCAGCUCUCACCAAGUAAAAAGUGGGGUCCAUAGGAGAAAACUGACUUUCCGUGGUGGGAGGGUGAAAGUGGGGGACAGUUGACAUAGGAGAGAAAAAAGUCCAAAGUCCACGUUGCAAUUCCACACUACCACUUACUUUCUGUUAACUAAAUUCUUUUCUGCGUGUACACUUGAGGUUAUAGUCUGUGCCUAGAUCUAAAAAUGCACCAGCGGGGGGAUUUUAAAAAAUCCUUCAAAAUACCAGUUUUCUCCCACAAAGUACAAUUGUUCUUGUGCCUUCUGUGGCUUUCGAAUUCAUCUUUUUGACUUUGUUUCCAAUUACUACAGCUGCAAUAAACACUAGAUUUUUUUUCCUGGCUGUUUGACAUAACGUUGAUAGCUAUGCAUAUUUUGUGUCUUUUUAAAACGAAGCGGGAGAAAUACGUUUUUGAAGAAGAGAAUUUUUAGAACCGUUUGAUACCGCAAAUUAUUUUUUCCUCAAUUGUUCGAGCAGCAUCCGAGUUUUGAAAAUUCUUGUAGAAGCCAAUUUUUUGUAACUGUGGUGCAAAUCUUGUGUUUUCUUAGCCUGAUGAAAAGUAGUAUAGAAGCAAUAUUUCAUACCGUGUGCUCUGUAUGUGUGUGCACAUGUGUGGACGCGGAAACACAUCCACACGUACACACACAUGUAAAAAUAUAUAUAUGCGUGUGAAGUGGAAAACUUUCCUUUUCCUAUCUAGAUUUGAGAACCUAUUUUAGACAUUUGUUAUGUUUUGUGAGAAGAAUGUUCUAUUUGCGACAACAAAAAUUUAAUUCUUACCGUCUCUCUGGCUGUUUAAUAAGGAUGUUUCACAUUAAAUGGUAAAAUAUGUGGAAGAUGUUAGAAAGUAGCAGUUAUUUAAGUAACUUCACCCACAGAUUCCUAAAGUUUGCUUUGUGCCUCCGAGUAUUAUUUAAUUAAAGUGUUUUAUGUUUGCAGAAUCUUUGUUACUGUACUGGGAACGUGGGUGAAUAUCAUUUAAAAGAUUUAAAACAACAGUAAAAAAAAAAGCAAAAUGGAUAAACACUAAAGCAAGAGGGGAACUUUUAUAAAGCAAUGUAAAUAUUUAACCUCAUGGCUGUUGUUACGUAAGACAUGAGAUUUUAAUAAAUAACUACAUUCUCACAACAUCUGUUGAAUUUAUUAGGAACACUACAGUGACUGUAUAGACAGUUGAAAGCAUUCUUGAAAAUCCUGCUCUCUACUUUUAAAAGAUAACAGUCUCUUUUAUCAGAUGUCAAGGGCAAGGGUAAUUCAGUUUCUGUAAAUUUAUGAAAUUUCUUUUAUGUACAUGAAGACAUUUAGGAAGUGCCCCAUGCCCACACAUAUGCAGGUUAAUAUAGAGUCAUUAAGCUAAAGGUUUGGGGGGGUUAAGAUAGGAUGCCCCCCAAAACAAUCAUAGAUUCAUCAGCGAACAAGUGGUUUACAGACCCCCCUGAGAGCAGUGUAUAUCUGAAGAGAGUACAAAAUCUCUUUGCCAUGUAUAUUAUAUUCAUUGGUGUGGCUAGUACAAAUGUUUCCUUCUAGUACAAACUCUGUGUUUGCAAAUUCCAAGAAGCAUUGUUUUUAAAAAGCUCCCCUUAAAAACACAUAACUGUUUGAUAUGAGUGAGCAGUUACUGUAUUGCACUUAAAUGUUCUGUUGAAGGAAGUGCAGUUUUGUUUUCUGUAGAUCUGUUGGUUGUGAACCAUCUAUAAGAACUAAAGUUCAAAUGCUCAUGUUCAGAGCUGGGAUCAAAACUGGUAUUUAACCUUUGCGUCUUAUUGUAGUUCUCCUUCUAAGAAUAUAACAGAAUGCGGAAGCGACUGGACUUUGAGUCUUUUCAGCUGAGCCCUCUCUCAAAUCGGACACCUCGCGAGCGCACAGACAGAUGCGGAAGAGGCGGACAGGCUGGCCUUCCUUUGCGAAAAUGUACUCAUUCUGUAUUUUUUCAAUGCACAAUUCCUCCAUGUAGAGAGAUAAGGAAGCUGUAUGAAAGUUGUACAGUACCACUUCAAAGGUAGAACAGGAAAAACGAAUUUGGGGUUGGUCUCAGAGCUACCUAGAAAAAUCAAAGAUCGUGGCUUCCCCAACGUCCCGGCCAUUUCUCAUAUGUAAAUAGUAUAAACCGUGACAAAACACUGCCUUUAUAUUAUUUAGCAAUAUGUUGUAAAUAGCAUUAUGAAGCUCUUUCUUUUGUAAUAAAGACCCUUUGAUUUGAAUAUAGUACAAUAACUGAACUGAUAAAGUCAAUUUUUGAUUUUUUUUUAGCUAGAGGCAAUUUCAAUUGUGGAUUUUUGUUAUUGUCUAUUGUUCUGAAGACUUUGCAUAAUUUAUUGGUUUAAUUUAUCCUAAUUUAUUUGAUGAAGGUGUACAAUUUUGUAUUACCAAGGAUGUACUGUAAUAUUAAUUGAUAUGAUAAAAAACAAUGAGACUCCCUGUCCAUAUUAAAAAGAAAAAUAAAAAAGGUGCAGUAGACAAUUGAUUUUAAAGUAAAAGUUUAAAAAAUUUAGUUUGGCAGCUACUAAAUUUUAAAACAGGAGGAAAAAUAAACACAUCGUUGUGGGGGGUGGGAAGGGGUUUUCCUUUGUGUGUUUUAAGCUUUUGUAUACUCUCCAAACUUUUACCUUUUGCUUUGUACCACUUAAAGGAUACAGUAGUCCAAUUGCCUUGUGUGCCUUCCAUCUUCUCUUAAACUGAAUGUAUGUGCAGUAUAUAUGCAAGCUUGUGCAAAAUAAAAUAUACAUUACAAGCUCA